Molecule: messenger RNA, 1073 nt
Organism: Spodoptera litura
Lineage: Eukaryota; Metazoa; Arthropoda; Insecta; Lepidoptera; Noctuidae
Product: MORN repeat-containing protein 3
Source: RefSeq, a predicted model, not a curated record
CCAGACUAGUUGCUCCAGAUCUAGAAUCGCCGAUAUUUUAUACCGCUACCUUUAAUCUUUUAUCGAGUUUCUAUUACGAACUCAAGGUCCUUGAAAAAGUUUAUAGCUAGGCAUCUUAUUGUGGCGGCUUUGCCACGUAAAAUAUUAAUUGUCGUGUUUGAUAUUACAUGGCUUGACAUUUUGAUUGUCACAACAAAUCGUCACUUUAUAAAGUAUUUACCUAUUUACUAUUUGUAUAUGGUGUUUUGAAUAAUGCCAUUUUACCACAAACCGAGAGAGUUUACACCGCUUUUGAUAGCGGCGCACAAGAAAUCUAUAAAGAAUGGUCUUCGACACGCUAUUUUUACGUCGAGAGGUGAUCAUUAUGUCGGCGAUUGGAAGAACGAUCUAAAGGAAGGUAAAGGCAGAUUCUUGACUGUAGGCGGAAAGUUGUAUGAAGGCGACUGGUUCCAAGGUUGUCGACAUGGCUUCGGCCUGCUCAGCCAACGGCAGCCAAAUGGUACGUUUAAACUGGUAUACCGUGGCGAGUGGGCUCGCGGCUACCCUGAUGGCUCCGGCUGGAUGUAUUAUGAGGACGGAGCCACGUACAUGGGGUUCUUCAAGCGAGGAAUGAAGCACGGAUACGGGAACAUGUGGUACGCAGACGGAACUUUCUACGGUGGUUACUAUCACAAAGAUAAGAGACAAGGGAUUGGUUUAUUUUUGCAAGCUGACGGGAACAGAUACGAAGGACACUUCGAAAACGAUCUUAAGAAUGGUUAUGGACGAUUCUACCACAUGCUGACCGGCCAGAUUCAGGAAGGUUGCUGGGAAAAAGAUAUCUGUGUCAUGUCUAAAAUGGCCGAUAUUCUGGUUCGACAAGCCUGCGUGAGACCUACGCCUUAUCCUAUACCAAAGGUUGAACUGAAAUUCCCGAAGCACAUUCUUGAAUACAGCGAAUUUUGGAUGAAACAGAAGGUGGGUGAAUUUGACAAAAACCUCAGAAAAUGCAUCGACCAAAUGUAAUAUUAAUAAUAAUAUGUGUUUUACAAGAUCAUUAAAAAUAACAACAUUGUAAAAUUAUUUCUUAUAUA